Molecule: messenger RNA, 1314 nt
Organism: Naumovozyma castellii
Lineage: Eukaryota; Fungi; Ascomycota; Saccharomycetes; Saccharomycetales; Saccharomycetaceae
Gene: TCD2
Product: tRNA threonylcarbamoyladenosine dehydratase
Exons: 1
Coding region: 1-1314 (437 amino acids)
Source: RefSeq, a predicted model, not a curated record
AUGGGUAACAGUACAUGGAAAGUGAUUGCAGGUACUGCGCUAUUGACAGCGGCAGCAACCAAAUGUUUAGACGUUGCCUGGACUCAAUACAAGAGUACUCAACUUAACGAGCCAAAGCAAACUGAAAUAGCCAACGUGGAUAAAAGAGAAUAUUCAGAUGAAUUAUUUCGUGAACAAUUGGCCCGUAAUUACGCAUUCUUAGGUGAGGAGGGUAUGGAAAAGUUGAAACAACAAUAUAUCGUCGUGGUUGGUGCAGGUGGUGUUGGUUCUUGGGUUGUAACAAUGCUAGUGCGUUCCGGUUGUACCAGAAUCAGGGUGAUUGAUUUUGAUCAGGUCUCCUUAAGCUCUUUGAAUAGACAUAGUUGUGCCACUUUGAAAGACGUGGGGACUUCAAAAGUUGGGUGCUUGAAGCAACAUAUGGCAGAAAUUGCACCAUGGUGUGAAAUUGAAGCUAUCAAUGAACUUUGGACUAAGGAAAGUGGAGAGAGAUUGAUCUUUGGAGCAGGUCAACCAACUUUUGUGGUGGAUUGUAUUGAUAAUCUAGAUACUAAAGUUGACUUAUUGGAAUUUGUUUACAAUAAGAAUAUUGACGUUAUUUCUUCCAUGGGGGCUUCUACUAAGGGUGACCCAACCCGUAUUAACGUUGGUGAUAUUUCCUCCACAGAAGAAGAUCCGAUGGCUCGUUCAGUGAGGAGAAGACUAAAGAUCAAAGGUAUCACUACGGGUAUCCCAGUGGUUUUCAGUGCUGAAAAACCAGACCCACGUAAGGCUAAAUUACUACCAUUACCUGAUGAAGAAUACGAAAAGGGACAAGUUGGUGAAUUAAGUGCAUUGAAAGAUUUCAGGGUCAGAAUUUUGCCUGUGUUAGGAACUAUGCCAGGUAUUUUUGGUUUAACUCUUGCCACCUGGAUCUUGACUAAAGUUGCAGGCUACCCCAUGAAUCCGAUUGAAGGGAAAAAUAGAAUCAAGGUUUAUGAUGGUAUUUACCAAUCCUUGGCUGGGCAGAUGUCACGUAUUGGGAAGGAACAACGUGUUCCGAUUGCCAUUACUGAUAUUGGUUACAUCGUUGAAGAGGUCUUUAGAGGAAAAUCUCCAGUUAGUGGAUAUUCGACAAGGCUUACUUUAUCUCAAUGGGAUCCAGAAAAGCCUGUUUCUUUACAGAACGUGGUUAUAUUAACUAAAGAUGAACAAAAGGAACAUGAAAGGAGAGUCUUGAAUGGAGGUGAGAAGAUUGAAGGUGUUUAUUCUAAGGACGUUCUAGACUUGAUCAAGAAGAGAUUUGAAGAGGAAAAGUAUUACUCCCAAUUUAGAUAG